GUGUGAUCGGUAAUAAUAUCGGGCAUUUACCAUUCCUAAUUUGUGGUAGUUGGUGAAAUCUGGCGCGACUUUGUUUAAAUCGUAAAUUAUAAUUAAAAUUGAGUUGGGUAUGGCACGCGAAUCAAUUCUAACCUGGAUGCGGAGUCUGGGCGAGAAGGGGCGCUUUGAUGAGCUGGAACUGCUCAUUCAAAACACUCCAAUAGAAAAGUUAAAGGAAACCCUUAAAUCCACGAUGACACGCAGUGAGGGCAUAACAUAUUGGAACUACCUUCUCCGUGGCUUCAAUCCGGACAGCAAGGAUGCGCUGGCCAAGCGAUUCGAAUGCGUGCGCAGCUUCAUGGACGGACUGAGCAGCACGGAACUGAGCUACAAACAGACUUUCGAUCUGAUCACGCGCCUGUCUCAGGACCUGGCCACCUUUCCGUCCGAGCAGCUGGCCUGGAUAGUGGAGCACUGCAUGGACGGAAUACGCCAAGGAGACGCCAAGUGCGUCGGCUGGAAGGAUUUGCUGCCGGACGCGCUGUCGCUUCUUUUGGCGAGACCGCGGUUUCUUCUGAACGGCAUAUCCAUAGAUGGAACGGAAUUUAGGGACACCACCGUAAGGAGCAUAGCCACCAUGCAAUGGCCAGCCUCAAUCCUCACGCCAAUUGCCGACAUGUUCAAGACCAUUAAUCUUAGCAGUGGCGAAAUUGUGACAGUACUCAACAAAUUCUCUGGCGCCCUACAGGAGCUGUCGCCCAUGGAACUCCCAGCACUGUGCUUCCAGCUCUUUUCGGUGUGCAGCACUGCUUCCCAGUUGAUCAUUCCGUUGCUGGCCCUGGAGAAGUAUUUCCAUCGCAACUACUACAAACGGCUCUUCUCAGACAUGUGUAGCAACUCAACGAAUCUGGAUAGCAUUGACUUGUUCUCGGAUAAGGAACUAAGGGAGGCCGAAGAGACUAUACUGCAUCACUUGAACUACUGUACCAUGUACAAACUUACUGAGAAACAUUUGGCCAUAAUGCUGAGAAACUUCCUGCACAUGCCCGACGUGAUCCUUACUCCGUUUAUGCUCAGCGCCAUCAUCUCGAUGACCAGCAUUAAUCGCGACCCAGAGUCCGCCAGAAUAUCUCAUUCCAUUUUGCUACCUUUUCUGCGCAAUGUGAUCAAAAACAACGAAGAAGAGCGAACGUUAGCCGACUACUCCGUGUGGUAUCGGGAUACAUUGCAACGCAAGCAAGUUGAUUUGCAGCAGGUCUUCAUGGUGCUCAUUGAUCAGAACAAAGACGGCAAGGAUGUGAUAACUCCUGGGCUGGUUCAUCUCGUAUUUUACUUGCUGAAAUCGCAAUCGCCCAAGAUGCACGCAUUGGCCAUCACAUUUCUGACCAAGUUCAUUCGCAAACGAUUCAUUUUUGGACAAGGCAUCAUUAAGCUUAUUUCAGAGUGGAUGAUAGUAUACCAGGAUCAGAAUCAGUUCUCGGAAUGUCUCACACUUCUAAGUGUGGCUGAUACGUAUACGGUCUCCGAGUGCAUUAAACCAAUACAAUCUGUUUUGGAGCACAUGCAAUGGCUGUCUGGUGAGCAGUCCAUGCGCAUGAUGAACUUUAUUCUACCUUUGCUAAAGAUUUCCAAUCGCGUCCGUGAUGCGCUAAUUGAUGUACUUUGCAAAGCAAUGAGCUCAAGUGGUAUUCAAAAACGGCGAAUGGCGAUUUAUGGGUUCUGCAUGAUCCUCAAACAACUGAACAACAGCAAUGCUGUGCGCCAGACCUCAAGUGCCACCAGCUUCUGCACUCAACACAGCAUCUCUGGCUACUCCAUAAUGACCCAGAACACACUGGGGAGUCGUAGUAAUCCUCAAAGAAACUUCGACAUGCUCACGUUGGAAAUUAUUGGAAUGUUGCGAAACUGCUUGCAGCAACAAUUCGAUAUACGAUGCUCCCUGUAUGAGAAUCUUCAGAGAGCAGUGGAGCUGAAUGCUAAACUAGUGCCCCAUGUGCUGCAAGUUAUUGACUGGCACUUUCGCAGCUUCUUCGACACCCCAUCUGCAGAGGAUGCUGGUGACGAUUUAGACACAGUAUUCCGCAUUCGCUACGAUCAAUUGGUUAGCUCUAGCGACGAUCAACACAUGGAGAUUCAGCUGAAAGACAACCUGGGCAAGUUGAUUCAGUUUGUGGCCAACUGCUUGGCUAUUUUCGAUCGAGCUCCAUCGGGCUACGAUACUCGUGAGAUGAAUCGGCUCCUGAGUUUCUGUGUGGACCGUAUGGUGGCGAACAGAUUGCCCCUGGAAGAGAUAACGCCGCCAGCCACACAUCUAAAAUGCGCCCUCGUUCUGCAGCAACUUAAUAUUAUUGAAGGAAUAAUUUGCCACUUAUUGCUCAAAUCCAAGCCACAAAACAAUGCUGUUUGUCAAAUAUUGCCUCUUUUUAAUCAGCAUUGCAAGCUUUUGGAGAGUCUUAAAGCAUUAUCCGAUGCAUCCAAGAAAGCCUAUAAACAUUUGAAGCAAACGGCCAAGAAUAAUAGCGCAUCAACGUGCAAUUUGACCAUGAACGGCGUCCCGGUAAAGACCAUGUGCACACAGCCUGAUAAUAUUUGGGACUUGGCCAUAUUGGAUAUGCUGCUGCAUCUCCUGCUUGAUGACGUCGUAGCCUUUGCUGCUCCAGAAAAAACAGUUCUCUUGCGCUCCAAUGAGCCCCUCGUCCGGUAUGUUUUGUCCGUAACGGCCAGCAGAGUGGAGUCUAUACGCCUGGAGCCCGAUUAUAAGCAGUUGGCCUACAGUAAGCGCACCUUUAAGCAAUUGACGGACAUUACAAAGGUCAUUUACGAGCGCUGCAUUCAACGCUUGCCGGAGCUGUGGAAAAAUUUCGACAUGCAGAGCGCCGCCCUAGCCACUCAGUGUUUUUCGGAAUGCCUAAAAACAGCUCAUGAAACGUACUCAAAGAAGUUCGAAGAUUUUGUCAAGUCAUUUGAUAUGGCAUCUAUAAAGGGAAGCAGAAACAAGGAAGUGGUUUACACAGUUCAGGAUGUUUUAGACGACUUUAUGAUGGAGUACGGCACUGAUGAUUCGAUUUGUAAAAAUGAGUUCGUUUCCAAAUUGCCUGUUUACCUCUUGGAGUCGCUGGAAAUUCUUUUGGAUCACAUUGACUACCAGGAUCGUGCUGCAACCGAAUCGUACACUUGGCUGCUAAAUUUUUGCAGCAAAAACGAGAUUCUCAAUAGUGAAAUGGGUCUGGUGCACAGAAUGCUAUUCGUUCAGCGGCAAAAGACGCACUUGGGUCCCUUCUUCGACAGUGUUGCCAGGCAAUUGGGUCACGUACUGGGCGUACAAAAUGAAGACGUGCCCUCAGACUCUGUGGAGCUAAGUCUGAAGUCCAUAAGUACAGUGACCGUCGAGAGUUGCCUACAGCAUCUGUAUGCUGCCGUACAAAAGCAGUUAAACGAUGUGGACUACUUUGUGACCAAAGCCAACAAUCUAAACUACAAAUGCCAAGUGGUUCCUGAAAUUGACCAGAUAUAUUGGCGAGGCAACCUAGAUUCCAUGGAUCGUUCCAUUUGCACACAAAUAAUCCAUAUAUCUCGCACUUUGCUGGUGCUUACAAACGUUUGCAUUCCUCUUGGUUCUUUGAUGGACGGUCUUAUGAAGUUGUUGAUUCAGCACUACACUUGUUUGAAAAGCCUGACCAAGCACUACAUAUCGAGCUACACAUCAGAUACGUCCAUGGAGAACAUUCGAAGCACCAAAUUUGAACUUCUGCUACGUGGAGUUGGCAAGCAACUUCCUGCGAAUGUUUACGAGCUCAUCACUUACAUAGAAGCUAAUACCCUGGAUGAGGAAGCGCAGCAGCAUACAAAAAAGCGAAAGGUUCAAGCAGAACGUGCUAAAGUUCUGAGGGAGACUCGGUUAAUUCCCAAGGUUAUAAUGGUUAUCGAGGACUUUAACAAGCACAUUAUUUUACUGUCCAAAAAAACCAAAAGCAAGAAUAGGCUUACGGACUACCUCCAUUUGGGGACCAUGCGCGACUUCGAUAUCAAGUCGACAGAUUUGAGGGCAGCUAUAGAGCGUAGUAUCUCGGAUGGCCGCAACAUUUCCACCGAAGACAGUAAUGCUGACGAUCAGGAUGAGGAUGAGGAUGAAAAUGAGAAUGUAGAGGAAGACGAUGACGCUCAGUCCACCACGUACCCAGAGGACUUGGAGGAGCAGGAAGAUGAAAGCUUAGUCGUAGAGAAGAAGAAGGAAAGGCGCAGAAGACGUGCACCUAGCAGUGAAGAAGAGGAUCCACAACCCAAACGAAAAAGGGGCCGCAAAGCUGCAGAGCAGCUGGAAGCUGAAGCUGAAGAUGAAGAGGAAGAGGAAGAGGAAGUCGAGGAAGAGCAACCUGAAACGACUUCAAAAUUAAGGCGAAACAAAAAAGUGGAGCCGAAAACCAAAAGAAGUGUGGCUAAAGCUACUAAAAAACCCGAGGAGCAGCCAUCCCACGAGAGUCGUACUACGAAAAGGUCAAAAGCCCAAGCGGAAAAGCAAGCAGCGGAGCCAGCCGAAGAAGAGCUUUGCGUUCCCGAAGUGCCCGCUGAGAAGAAGAAACCUGGUCGUAGACUGGGAAUACCUCGUACUGUAAGGAAAUGAUGUUUUGUUAAAAAAAGUAUAGGCUUUUUAUUGGCAAAUAUUUAUGUAUUUAAGUAAUGCCAGUCAUUUCUUAUUCAAAAACUGUUGCGAUUAGCGCAAUUUUCACAUGUUCAAAAAGAAAAAUUGUUUAAUGUUUUUGUGAAUAUUGUUAAUUUAAUAUCAUUGGAAUUUCAGCUACCUAAUCUCGGUAAAUUAACAGAGUGAUCCCAUUAUUUGUUAGUACUGCAAAUAAAAAAUAUUUAUAAGUAUA
Drosophila simulans is the source of this 4850-nucleotide messenger RNA. It is a transcript of the gene FANCI, whose product is annotated as Fanconi anemia group I protein. Bases 110 to 4600 code for a protein of 1496 amino acids. The record is from RefSeq and is a predicted model, not a curated record. The transcript has 13 exons. Lineage: Eukaryota; Metazoa; Arthropoda; Insecta; Diptera; Drosophilidae. Gene Ontology annotation, molecular function: DNA polymerase binding. Gene Ontology annotation, biological process: DNA repair.